Ochotona curzoniae (black-lipped pika) is the source of this 3861-nucleotide messenger RNA. RefSeq names its product zinc finger MIZ-type containing 2 (gene ZMIZ2). The record is from RefSeq and is a predicted model, not a curated record. Lineage: Eukaryota; Metazoa; Chordata; Mammalia; Lagomorpha; Ochotonidae. Gene Ontology annotation, biological process: regulation of transcription by RNA polymerase II; protein sumoylation. The transcript has 19 exons. Gene Ontology annotation, molecular function: SUMO ligase activity; zinc ion binding. The coding region runs from base 143 to 2932 and encodes 929 amino acids.
GCGCGGAGGGCGGGCUGAGCGCAUGGAGCGGCGCGGGCCGGGGGCUGUCGCGGCUAGGGGCCGGGCCAGGCAGGGCGCAGCCAGAGCCGCCGAGUCCCAGUUAAGGCCCAGCUGACCCAGCCUGUAGGCUGCUCCGUCGCCAAUGAACUCGAUGAAUCCCAUGAAACCUGCCCUGCCCCCUGCACCACACGGUGAUGGUUCAUUUGCAUACGAGCCUUUGCCUUGGCAACAAGGCGCCACUCAGCCGGCCGGCUCGCUGUCUGUGGUCACUACCGUGUGGGGUGUCGGCAACACAGCACAGAGCCAGGUUUUGGGGAACCCCAUGGGCCCUGCGGGGAGCCCCCCUGGCAGCUCCAUGAUGCCUGGUGUGGCCGGCGGCAGCUCUGCCUUGACCUCCCCGCAGUGCCUGGGACAGCAGGCGUUUGCCGACAGCGGGGCCAGCAAGGGCUAUGUGCAGCAAGGCGUGUACGGCCGCGGGGGCUACCCCAGCGGCCCCAGCUUCAGCACCGGGUAUGCAGGUGGUGCAGGGGGCCUGGGCCUCCCUGCCCAUGCUGGCCGGCCCUCCACUGACUUCACACAAGCGGCUGCAGCUGCUGCUGUGGCUGCAGCUGCGGCCACGGCCACGGCCACAGCCACAGCCACCGUGGCUGCGCUGCAGGAGAAGCAGAGCCAGGAGCUGAGCCAGUAUGGCGCAAUGGGGCCUGGGCAGUCCUUUAACAGUCAGUUCCUGCAGCAUGGAAGUCCCCGGGGGCCCAGCAUCCCUGCUGGUAUGAGCCCGGCAGGCAUGGGAGGGGUGAUGGGCCCAACUGGCCUCUCGCCCAUGACUGUGAACCCCACCCGGGCAGCAGGCGUGGCACCCCUGUAUGCAGGGCAGCGCCUGCCGCAGCACGGCUACCCCGGGCCUCCCCAGGCCCAGCCGCUGCCCCGACAGGGGAUCAAGAGAAGCUACUCGGAGGUGUAUCCAGGGCAGCAGUACCUGCAGGGAGGCCAGUUCGUGUCCAACACUGCCCAGUAUGCUCCCGGGCAGCCCCCCGCACCCCCCGCCUCCCACCCUGGGCACCGGCUGCCCCUGCAGCAGGGGUUGAGCCAGUCCCUGUCUGCCCCCGGCCCCGCAGGACUCCAUUACAAGCCCACAGAGCAGUUCAACGGGCAGGGUGCCAGCUUCAACGGGGCCAGCGUCAGUUACAGCCUGAGUGGGCCUGCUCGGUCCAUCCCUGGUUACCCCAGCUCCCCGCUGCCAGGGAACCCCACGCCUCCCAUGACUCCCAGCGGCAGUCUCCCCUACAUGUCCCCGAGUCAGGAGGUCAAGUCUGCCUUCCUGCCUGACCUCAAGCCAGGCUUCGGCCCCCUGCACCCGUCCUCCUCGGGGCAGGCUGUGCGCAUGCCGCUCACACAGCAUCCCCCACCAGGGAGCGGCCCCUGUGACGAGCUACGGCUCACUUUCCCCGUCCGGGACGGAGUGGUCCUGGAGCCCUUCCGCCUGCAGCACAAUCUGGCCGUGAGCAACCACGCCUUCCAGCUGCGGGACUCGGUGUACAAGACCCUCACACUGAGGCCCGACCUGGAGCUGCAGUUCAAGUGCUACCACCACGAGGACCGACAGAUGAACACCAACUGGCCGGCCUCGGUGCAGGUCAGCGUCAACGCCACGCCGCUGAGCAUCGAGCGCGGAGACAACAAGACCUCGCACAAGCCGCUCUACCUAAAGCACGUGUGCCAGCCGGGCCGCAAUACCAUCCAGAUCACCGUCACGGCCUGCUGCUGUUCGCACCUCUUUGUGCUGCAGCUGGUCCACCGGCCAGCCGUGCGCUCAGUCCUGCAGGGCCUCCUCAAGAAGCGCCUCCUGCCUGCGGAGCACUGCAUCAGCAAGAUAAAGCGCAACUUCAGCAGUGGCACCAUCCCCGGGACCCCGGGUCUCAAUGGAGAGGACGGCGUGGAGCAGACGGCCAUCAAGGUGUCCCUGAAGUGCCCCAUCACCUUCCGCAGGAUCCAGCUCCCUGCCCGGGGCCAUGACUGCCGCCACAUACAGUGCUUUGACCUGGAGUCGUACCUACAGCUCAACUGUGAGCGGGGGACCUGGAGGUGCCCCGUGUGCAACAAGACAGCGUUGCUGGAGGGCCUGGAGGUGGACCAGUACAUGCUGGGCGUCCUGAUUCACAUCCAGAACUCCGACCACGAGGAGAUCACCAUUGACCCCACGUGCAGCUGGAAGCCCGUGCCCGUGAAGCCGGACGUGCACGUCAAGGAGGAGCCCGACGGGCCCGUGCUGAAGCGCUGCCGCACCGUGAGCCCCGCACACGUGCUCAUGCCCAGCGUGAUGGAAAUGAUCGCCGCCCUGGGCCCCAGCGCGGCCCCCUGUGCCCCCCUGCAGCCCCCUGCAGCCCCCGCCCCCGGCGACUACCCCGGCCAGGGUUCCAGCUUCCUGGGGCCCAGCACCUUCCCUGAAUCUUUCCCGCCUACCACUCCCAGCACCCCCACCAUUGCCGAGUUCACCCCGGGGCCUCCCCCGAUCUCCUACCAGUCUGACAUUCCCGGCGGCCUCUUGACACCCGAGAAGUCAGCGCCCUGUCUCCCAGGCCAGAUGGCCCCCGUGAGCCACCUGGACCCAGCGCACAACCCCGGGCCACCAGGGCUGCACACCUCCAACCUUGGAGGCCCCGCACGUCCUCAGCUGCACCAUCCGAACCCUCCCCCGGCAUCCCGGCAGUCCCUGGGCCCGCUGACCUCAGGCCCCAUUGGCGAACUGGCCUUCAGUGCUGCCACAGGCGUGCUGGGGCCCCCCAGCAUGUCUGGGGCAGGGGAGGCUCCAGAACCGGCUCUAGAUUUACUCCCAGAACUGACGAACCCCGACGAGCUGCUGUCCUACCUGGGCCCGCCUGACCUCCCCACCAGCAGCAACGAUGAUCUGCUCGCUCUGUUUGAGAACAACUGAGUCACAGAUGACACCGUGCCCUGCCCUCCGCCCCAGUCCCGGGGGGAGCCCACCAGGGGAGCCCCCCCGGGACGCCCAGCCAGGGGAUCCCUACACAUACUUGGAUGGCCUGGGGCACCCCAGCCCUCCUCCUGAGGCAGCCCAGGGGAGCCUCUCACGGACCUGUGGCCUUCCCUGCCCUGGACUGGCUUGCCACAGUUCUGGCCGGGCCCCUGCCCACAACCCGAGCCAGGUCCACACACUCCUUGCCCCUGACCUCACAGUUCACACCUUGUCCUUCCACUCCUGCCUGCUCCCACCCUGCCUGCAUCUUGUCCAGAGUCGUCCUUCUGUCUGACCCCAUCACAGCCUCAAAGAGCAGGUGUACAGUAAGGCUGGGCCUGUGGCUCCAACUGCUCCAUGGCUCACCGGCCACCAGGGACCUAGAGCCGUUUCCCACCCUGGCUGGCCAUGUGCAUCAGAUCCCCUCACCCGCACAAGCCAAGGCCAGGGCGAGGUUGCCACAAAGCGUAAGGGUGAGCCUGCGCAGGGACCCCAACAGCUGAGGCAGGGGGGCCCUCAGGCUACCUGCUGUGGUGCUGUUCCUCGCCUCCCUCCCUCUCAGGCUUCCCUGGGCUUUCUGCUUCUUUGGUGUGCAGAUGGCCCGGGGAAGCUUUGGCUUGGGGCGGGCUCCAGAUGUGCCCUGGCACGGCUGCCCAGCAAGCUGCUCUCCUGUCUCCUUUUACCCUGAACGCAAAGAAUUAGUACAACCGUGUUUUUAAAACCACCUCUCCCAAUUCCACCCCAUGGGCCCACAUCCAGGGUGGCAGGGAGCGGGUAGCUGUGCCUCCUGGGUCGGCCCCCGCAGGCAGACAGCAGGCAGGUGCAGCGGGCUCCUGGGCCGCCUGGCCCCCGUCUGUGCAGUCUCCAUUAAAGGACUCCUUCCUGUG